Nelumbo nucifera (sacred lotus) is the source of this 1718-nucleotide messenger RNA. Its product is annotated as protein NDR1-like. Lineage: Eukaryota; Viridiplantae; Streptophyta; Magnoliopsida; Proteales; Nelumbonaceae. The record is from RefSeq and is a predicted model, not a curated record. Gene Ontology annotation, cellular component: plasma membrane; plasmodesma. Gene Ontology annotation, biological process: defense response to other organism.
AGUGGUGAGUGUGAGAAUGUCCGAGUCCGACUACUCGUCGCUAGUCCUGGUCCUGGAAUAUCGGGUGAGUAUGGGACAGAUUCGUCAUUCCAGAAAAGGAGAAAAGAAGAAAAAGGACUAAAGGAGUCAAAACGAUAAGAAAACAAACCAAAAUAUAUACCAGGCGAUCUAGACUACCGGUUAGUAGAAUAACUGAAGAAAAAAAAGAAGGGAAGAACCCCCACCCCAUUUGAUGUGGGAGGGAUAAGGGAAGAGAAGAGAAGUCAAUCGCUUGUGCUUGUUUUAAAUCUGCUUUUGGUGACCCUUCAGUUCAUCGUCUUGACUUUUCAGCAGCGAUUUCCCCAGAAAAAAAUUAACCCACAACGCAUGUCGGAGUCCACGGGAUGCUGCCGGUGGUGCACAAGCUUCAUCUUCACCCUUGGUCUCACCGCUCUCUUCCUGUGGCUCAGCUUACGCGCCAGCAAGCCCUCCUGCUCCGUUCAAAGCUUCUACGUUCCGGCCCUCAAUUUAACCGCUAACGACCCCCGGAACGCCACCGUAGCCAUCCAUCUUAGACUCAGCAACGGCAACAAGGACAAGGGUAUCUACUACGACGACGUCCGAAUCGCCCUUUAUUACAACGCCGUCAACGGAACGGUAGCCGUUGGGAACACCUCAAUACCUGCGUUCUAUCAAGGGCAUAACAAGAAGGCUACCAAACAGGGAACUGUAAAGACCGAGGGAGUUCCCUGGAAUAACGCUCAGAAGAAUGUUUCAGCCAACGGGGAGGUGGAAUUCCGGGUGGAUUUGGCGACGGCGGUGAGGUUUAAGAUAGUGUGGUGGAAAACUAAGCGGCACAGGAUGAACAUCAGCGGGCGGGUCCAAGUCAACCGGGAUGGGAAGAAAACAUACAACAAAAACAUAAAACUCUCCGGCGCAUCGGAGCUGGUUUGCUUUGGUACACCGAUGUGGAUGUUGGCUCUCUCUUUUUUCUUUUUAAUUUUGUGUUAGCAACUAGUAGUAACAGUUGCUGGGUUUUCUUUCGAUUUUUUUUCUUUUUUAAUUAAUUUUUGGAAAAUUAGAAGUCAAAACCUUUUUUGGUUCUUAUUUUUAUUGUUUGUAAUUUUAAUUGGAAGGAGAAUUAUCAAUAUUUGUUAUUCCACAAUCCACAGAGAAGAUGUUAGAUGGAAGUCUGGACGGAGGAAAGAAAUGAUCCCGUUCUUUUGUGGAUAAUUCCAGAUUCCAGAUCUAUGGUGUGACAAUAGAUUCUAAAUGCCCUUCAUCUACCACAGAACCCGUGAACCGAUGUUAAUUGAUUUUUGUUUGGUUGUUGCAAUUGUCAUUUAUAAAAAUCCAUUGUUAGAGUGUAAAGUAGAAGAGACAACAAGGAUGUGAAACAGCUGAUUUCAAUAUGGAUUGGGCUUAAAGCAAAGAAAUUUGAUCGAUUCGGAUGCAGGUUGUUUUGAGUAGUGGUGUAGCUUCUAGCAAUUAUUUUUGGUCCUACGGACGCCUCUUCUCCUCUCCAGGCAGAAGCGGUAGCUCUGAAAUAGAGGAUUCUAUUUCCGCUGGUUUCCAGAAUGCAGUGGCAGAGAGUGGUGUUUUUUUUUUUUUUGUUGACAAGUGGCAGAGAGUAGUGUUUAAGUCGCAAUGCCAGCAUCCCAUUCAGGCUGUGAUCAAGAAAGAAAAUUUGGACUCUGCUGAAUCUGUGUUUGCUUAAUGACAUUGUUUUACUUUCUUCC